Molecule: messenger RNA, 816 nt
Organism: Vicia villosa (hairy vetch)
Lineage: Eukaryota; Viridiplantae; Streptophyta; Magnoliopsida; Fabales; Fabaceae
Exons: 4
Coding region: 1-816 (271 amino acids)
Molecular function (GO): zinc ion binding; nucleic acid binding
Source: RefSeq, a predicted model, not a curated record
AUGGUAAAAAAUUGGGGUACAACACUUGGUCAGAUUCCUCAAGUGAAUACAGGUAAUCAGAACAGUGAUGAUGAUGAGUAUGGUGCUUUGUGGAAGUUCCAAAGGAAAAAUCCGCCUAUCUUUGAGGGAGAGCAUGAACCUGAUAAGGCGCAAGCAUGGUUGAAGGAAAUUGAGAAGAUUUUUCGGGUUAUGAAUUAUACUGAUGCGCAGAGAGUGCAGUUUGGUACUCACAUGCUCGAGAAAGAACUUGAGGAUUUGUGGGGUAACACUGUCAGAUAUUUGAAGAAGAGGAGGUCAAAGUGUUUGAAGUUUGUGAACGGUUUGAGGCAUGACAUAAAGAAGGCUAUAGGUUACCAACAAAUUACUCAUUUUGCGGAGUUGGUUAACAAGAGUCGGAUUUAUGACGAGGAUAGUAGAGAGAGUGCUUCUCACUACAAGGCUUCAAAUGAGGGAAAAGGAAAAGGCCAAUACCGACAUUGUGCUAAUGAGUGCAACAAGAAUUUGGUUAAGUGUUUCAAGUGUGACAAGCUGGGUCACAAAGAUGUGGAUUACAAAGUUGGUUCGAGUGUGACUUGCUACAAUUGUGGUGAGAAAGGGAACAUUAGUACCAAGUGUGAUAAACUGAAGAAGGAGCAAGAGAAAGGAAAAGUGUUUGCAUUGUCUGGUUCUGAGACCACUACUGAUGAUAGGCUAAUCCAAGUUAAGGAAGAUUUGUUUUUGUCUGCUAAGCAAGUGGAUGAAUCUGUGCAAGACGGAGCUGAGUUGUUUAUGUUGUUGGCAACUUUGGAUGUUCAUGAGAAGAGAUACAUGAUUUAG